AUGAUUGAGCAUGAUUAAUCGAUUCCCCUUUAAUAGACAAUAUUUCGAAAUGGUGUCUCUGUUUUACCAUUACUAGUUAAGAAAAAUAGUAUGGGUUUAGCUUUAGAAAACAUUCCAAGAACUUAAACAUUUUCAAGAUAAAUGCAACAAUCAGGCCAUAAUGAUAGUGUAUAAUAAUCUAGAACUCCAACUAUGAAAAAUGAUUCACUUUAUGGUAAUAUUUUUAAGAAACCUGUUGUCAUUAAAAAACCAAAUUUUAUUUUAACAAAACCUGAUAACGACUUUAGUUGGCCACUNUUAUAUUACAAAGAGAGAAUGUAAAACAAGCCAUUAGACUGGAUUUGUAUUGGAUGCAAAAACCUGAAUUACUCUUUUAGGAAAUACUGCAAUCGAUGCAAAACUUUCACAAGAGAUGCUCCAGGCACAAAAUUCAUCCCAUUAGAACAAUUAAAUAUUAUUGAUUCAUUAAAACUCUCAGAACCUGAUCUAACAGGUAGUGGACAUAGUACUACAGAUAGUGUUGGAAGUAAAGCUCAAGAACAAGCUGUCUUUCAUUAAGCUCUUUUCUUAGAGAAUUUAACAUAGAAUAAACAAGAAACGGUUAACAAGAAUUUCAACUUUAUGAAAAUUUGUACACUAUGUAGAACAGAAAACUAUUUUUAUUAAUCUAAAUGUAAGUAAUGCGGAUUUAAGAUUUGA
Paramecium primaurelia is the source of this 699-nucleotide messenger RNA. NCBI's taxonomy places the organism in Eukaryota, Ciliophora, Oligohymenophorea, Peniculida, Parameciidae. The record is from the annotation of a GenBank genome assembly.